AUGGCUGCAAGUGAGGCGGAUGGCCAGGCAGAGCGCGAGGGCGACGUAGCCGAGGGGCGUGAGAUGAUCACUGAUGACGGACGGAUGGGCGGGGGGGCAAGCCGCGGUGCAGCAGUGCGGCAGAGCAGAAGCAAGUGUGGAAUGCCAAGCGAGGCCGAGGCCGUCUGCAGGGGCAGUGGAUAA
This is a messenger RNA of Colletotrichum higginsianum IMI 349063, 183 nucleotides long. RefSeq lists its product as uncharacterized. The coding region runs from base 1 to 183 and encodes 60 amino acids. The transcript has 2 exons. NCBI's taxonomy places the organism in Eukaryota, Fungi, Ascomycota, Sordariomycetes, Glomerellales, Glomerellaceae. The record is from RefSeq and is a predicted model, not a curated record.